AUGGAUCGGCUGGUGGUCGUCGAUCCCACAGAGGUAAGGCUCCAUCUCGAGGACCACAUCGAUGGAUCUUCGUCCCACACGGCCACUGUCCACCUCCACAGCGUCCUCCACACCAUGCCCGUGGCAUUCAAGAUCCAGCCCAUGGUCGCCAGCAAAUACAGCGUCAAGCCCUCGCUGGGGAUGAUCCCGCCGCUGGGAGGCGUCAAUCUGGAAAUCUCGCUCCUCCCUAGCUCCUCCUCGUCGCGGUUCUUCAGCGUGGAUGGAUUCGAGGUGAAAUCCGUGGUGGUCGCCGGCGCUGGGAAAUCCAAGGAGUGGUUCACACCCCAGAAGCGCGUCGUCUACACCGAUAUCAGCCUCAAGGUCCGGAUUAUCGGCGGGAUCGUGCUGCGCGAUGCGAUAAUCCGCGGCGCCAUGGACGACGCCCGCCAGGUUCUUGAGAGCGGCACGAAUCCGGAUACCUGGAACACGCAGGGAUUGACGGCGCUCCACCUCGCGAUCCAGAGCCGGCGCCCCGACAUGGUCCAGCUCCUGCUGGGAUUCGGCGCUCGCGUGGAUUCCAAGACGAUGAACGCCGACGGCCACACCCCGCUCCACUGCGCGGCGAUGGUCGGCCACACCGUAAUAUUGGAGAUGCUGCUCGCGCGCGGCGCCGAUCCGGAGCGCGCGGAUUCCAGCGGCUGGCGCCCGAUCCAUCACGCCGCGAGCAGUGGAUCCCUGGAGCCGCUAGGGGUGCUGAGCAAGAUCUGCGACGUGAAUGCCCCAAUCGGCGACGGGAGAACAGCGCUGCAUCUAGCGGCGAUCGGCGGCAACGCCGAUAGCGUCCAGAUCCUGGCACAGAGCGGCGCCGAUGUGAGCGCUAGAACGGUGGACGGGAAGACGGCGCUCCACCUCGCGGCGACGCAGGGCAACAACGUCGCCAUAGCCAAGCUCCUCAUCAAAUGUGGCGCCGAUCGGGGAGCCGUCGAUUGGAAUGGACGGACGGCCUACGAUGAGGCCGUUGAGUUAGGGCAGGAAAGUUUGUUUGCCCUACUCCAGGUUCCAGAGAAUGUGGCCUCGCCGGCGCCGCUAGGGGAUGAUCUCGAAGAGCUCCUCCGCAACGCCGCCUGGUCGGGCGAUUUGCGGGGCGUGAGGAGAUGUCUCAAGCGUGGCGCCGCUGUGAAUGCUUGCGAUCGGUAUGGAUGGACUGCUCUCCACUGCGCGGCAUUCAAAGGCCAUGCUGAGAUCGUCAAGCGGCUGCUGGAGAGCUGCCAGAGCAAGGAGGAGGCGUGCGCGAUCGAUGAGCAGGGUUACAGUGCGCUGCAUUGCGCGGUGGAAUCCGGGCACCGGGAAGUGGUGAAGAUCUUGGUAGGCUGCGAGAUGAUCGAGAUCAAUGGUGUGACGCGGGAGGGAUUGAGCGCGCUGGAUAUGGCGCUGGCGCUGGAGCACGGCGGGAUGGUGCGCACGCUCGUCAAUGCUGGGGCUCGGGCCUGUGUGGCCAAUUUGAUAAUCGAUGAGUGACAUGGGCUUCGAUUGAUCGAUCUUGUUUUGAUAAUUGAUUGGUAAGAGUGUUUCCAAUGAAACGAACUCCAGAGA
Selaginella moellendorffii is the source of this 1572-nucleotide messenger RNA. Its product is annotated as ankyrin repeat and protein kinase domain-containing protein 1-like. Bases 1 to 1497 code for a protein of 498 amino acids. NCBI's taxonomy places the organism in Eukaryota, Viridiplantae, Streptophyta, Lycopodiopsida, Selaginellales, Selaginellaceae. The record is from RefSeq and is a predicted model, not a curated record. Gene Ontology annotation, molecular function: protein binding. The transcript has a single exon.